GAUGGGACUUUCAAGACUAUUUCAUCGGAGGCGGAGAAGGCGGAGGUUUUCGCCAAGGCAUUCUUUCCCCCGCGACCGGACACCUCAUCCGUACCUCGCGACUUUGCAUAUAGCGACCCCGUGCCCGGUACCUAUCACAACUUCACACGAGACCAGAUUCGCACCCAAGUUCGGAGGCUGAGCCCUUACAAGGCUCCGGGUCCGGAUGGAAUCCCUAACGUCGUUCUCAUGAAGUGCAUCGAUGUCAUACUCGAGCGUCUCUACUUCAUAUUCCGCGCUGUAUUCACACUUCAAACUUACUAUGGUCCGUGGAAGGAGUUCCUGACUGUGGUUCUGAGGAAGUUCGGAAGGGCGGCUUAUGAUCUGGCAAAGUCGUUCCGCCCAAUUGCUCUUCUGUGCACGAUUGCCAAGCUACUGUCGGCCCUUGUCGCUGGCCAGCUCUCCUAUAUCACCGAAAAGUUUGCUCUUCUUCCACCGACCCACUUCGGCGGA
Stereum hirsutum FP-91666 SS1 is the source of this 492-nucleotide messenger RNA. RefSeq lists its product as uncharacterized. NCBI's taxonomy places the organism in Eukaryota, Fungi, Basidiomycota, Agaricomycetes, Russulales, Stereaceae. The record is from RefSeq and is a predicted model, not a curated record. The annotation marks the transcript as partial. The transcript has a single exon.